AUGAGCGGUCCUAUCAGUAUUGGCUCCACGGGCGAGUGGCAUAGCCUGCUCGGGAGCACCAAUGUCGUAAUUGUAGACUUCUAUGCCGACUGGUGCGGCCCUUGCAAGAUGAUCGGGCCUCAUUUUGAUCGCCUUGCAAAGGAGCAUUCGCGCCCCAAGAAGAUGGCAUUCGCCAAGGUCAACGUCGACCACCAGGCGACUAUUGCGAAGACCUACGGCGUGUCGGCGAUGCCAACGUUCAAGAUCUUCCACGGCACCGAGUGUGUUGAGACUCUCAAGGGUGCCGACCCUUCCUCUCUCAGCUCCGCCAUCUCCAAGGCUGUCAAGCUCUCUGACACCACCCCGGCUGGGAAGCCCACCGAGGCCUUCAGCAAGCCAGGGCGCACUCUCGGCGGCGCCGGCGGCGGUAGGAAGGCGGCAGGCGGCUCUGGUUUCAGCCUCCCCAGAGGUUUCAGCGUAUUCGGGGCCCUGAAUAUGGUCGUACUUUUCAUCGGGCUUUAUUUUGUUACACUAUUUUCGUUUGAUGCGCUUGCAGCAGCCGAAAACUCGUGGUUCAACAAGCACAGAAAAGCCCAGGAUAUCAGGGCGAACCUCGGUUCCAGCUCAACAAAGCUAGGUGCAAACGCGAGCGAAUCGAGCCAUGCCAUCGAGCAAGUCGUCCGAGAUGCGAAGCAACGAUUUCGUGACACCCUACCCAAGAAUUAUCUAAACGAUGAGGAAUAUGCACUCUACGUUCGGUUAUAUGGACCGCCGCUUCGAGAGACGGACCCUGAGGAUGUUGGAAUACACAUGCACGCCGAUAUGGGACUCCCGGAAACAUCGGGGAAAUCGCAACCAGACAAUGAAGCCACCUUGUUGCGGGAGGUUGAGGGACGCUACGAGGAAGUGGCAUACCACAUUCCGCCGAAAGAGGCAGCGGGGGAGGACCAAUCCGCAACACAGGCAGAGGAAACCAAUCUGGAGCCUGAGGAGACUCGACCAGCUGCGCUAGAACCUCAAGAAUUGAUGGAAAAGUCCCCCACCUAUGUGGAAUCCGUGGCAAGAAGUCAGAGAGAGCUCGAUGCCCUGCAAAAACUGGUCCAGCAAUUCGAAGAAACCCGGAAGGAACAGCGGGAGGCAGAUGCUCAGACCUUGCUAGACGAAGUUGAGGUGGAAAACCUGGAACGGGUGGAAGAGGUAUCGUGGCCUGCAAAAGAGGAGACAGCUGCCGAAGAGGAGGAAUAUGGAUAUGGGUCAGCUCGCCAGCGUUACCACCCACUUACCGAAGCGGGUCGCUUCCACGGAAACCCUAUUGAAUUGCUUCUACCUCAGGAGGAGCUUGUGCAGCCUAUUACCGAUCUUCUGAAGAGAACGCAUGUGGACCAUGUGAGGGAGGCUGCAGAGAGUGUUUACGGUGGACCUGGAUUGCCUCUAUCUCCAGAAAUGGUGCUAAAGAGAAGGAGUGGCCACAUGGGAGGUGUCGGUCUUCUCGCAGACCAGCACCAUAUGACCGAGAUCGAAGCUGAUGCCUUUCUCGCGGGGUUCAUGCCAGCAGCAUUUGCUUCGAUCCUCGCCACGGUCCGAGAGGUUCGCAAGCGUCUGGGCAGCGAUUGGAUCCAGUCGAAGCUGAAGAACAAGGGCGAGGGCCUCAGCGUGCUUGAUGCGGGAGCUGGUGGAGCGGGGCUUCUUGCAUGGGAGCAAGUUCUGAAUGCAGAGUGGGAUUUAUUAAUAGACAAAGGCGAGGUAAGAGGGCAUCAACCUCCGGGUCGGAAAACGGUCAUUGCGACGUCGGAGCGUCUUCGUAACCGCUUGAAAACCUUCCUACACGACACAACCUUUCUGCCUCGCAUGCCUGAUUAUGAGCACUCGGGUGAAAUGCGUGGCCCUCGUCUGGAUGGAGGUAGCCAGCAACAGCCAAGGAAGAGCUACGAUGUCAUCAUCUCAUCACACUUGUUCCUCCGCGAAAAAGAAAGCCAUCGUCGCCAGGCGAUCCUGAACAACCUGUGGCACCUGCUCAAGAAGGACGGGGGUGUUCUCAUCAUCAUCGAAAAAGCCCACCCGCGAGGGUUUGAGGCUGUUGCCCAUGCGCGGGAUACCAUUCUAAACCAGUUCCUGCUGACACCUUCUGGUGAAUCCCGGAUCGCCCCUGAGGACUUCAACCCUACUUGGCACCGUGAGCCAGAACCGGGACAUGUCAUUGCUCCCUGUACCAAUCAAGGCACGUGCCCAAUGUAUCCCGAGCCCGGCAAGAGUGUCGGUCGCAAAGACUUUUGCCACUUCAGCCAGAGAUUCGUGCGACCCAGCUUUUAUAACCAAAUGCUGAGGAAGAAGGUUGACAAUCGUGGCGAGGCCGAGUUCAGUUAUGUGGCUGUCCAGCGAGGCGUUGCCCGACACGGGGCUCUCUCGGGCAAGGAAGCUACCGAACUCGCAAAAACUGGGUACGAGAAAUCCGAAGAGCAGCCCGAUAUGCAAUCCUUGCCCCGCCUGAUCCUACCGGCAAUAAAACGAAAGGGGCAUGUGUCGAUGGAUGUGUGUACACCCGAAGGCACGAUCGAACGCUGGACGGUACCCAAGAGUUUCAGCAAGCUGGCGUAUCGCGACGCCAGGAAAUCAAGAUGGGGUGAUCUCUGGGCUCUGGGAGCAAAGUCUCACACAAGGAAAGAAGUCAAAGCAGGUGUUCCAGACGAUGGAGGCAAACGUGCCAGUGCAGAAGGCAGGCAACCUCGAGCAGUGAGGGUGGACAUGGACGAGGACGGCACCACAGAGACUGUCCCGCAUGAUCGAAAAUCAAAGGGCAGAAAACGGCAGCAAGAUCUAUUGGCGGAGCUAAAGCGAAUCCAUGCGGAGGGAGACAGGCUCUUGGGUGAGGAGAUAGAUGCCGAGGUGAUCGGAGAAGACCCGGAGUUGGAAAGGCAUCGCUAG
This is a messenger RNA of Clonostachys solani, 2901 nucleotides long. The record is from the annotation of a GenBank genome assembly. NCBI's taxonomy places the organism in Eukaryota, Fungi, Ascomycota, Sordariomycetes, Hypocreales, Bionectriaceae.